CUGACACAUCAUUUUCAAAAUGUCAUCACUCGAAAGUUGGGCUAUUGAUAAACUUAGUGUAUUUUUGGGAUUCGACCCAGAGACUUUACAAACACAAAUUAUACCUUAUUUAAUGUCAUCAAAUUCACCUGAUGCUUUUGCAGACCAAUUAAUGGAUAUGGUAGGCACAAGUGAUGAUGCUUUAAAUUUUAUUCAAGAAUUCACAGCACGUCGAUUUCAAAAAGAAACAAAAAAGCAACCAUUAACGCCAGUUACAAACAAGAUGCCUCCUGUUAGUAUCGUAGAAGAGUCAUCAGCACCUAUUUUGGAUACAACAGUAGAGAAUGCAUUCCCUUCUUUGCCCUCACAAUCAUAUGAAACAGUUUGGCCAGCAAAUAUUAACGUACAUCAAAAAAAGGAAGAUGAAUAUUUUGCUGGACUACGUAAAUCUAAACGAUCUAAAAAUCGAUCCCAACAAUCCUCAGCAACAAAGGAAUUAAGAGCUACUGCAUUCCCUUCGGAACAGAAAAAGGAAACGAGUAAAAAGAAGGAGUCUAACAAAAAGAAUAAGGAAAUGACGUUAGAAGCCGCUCUCAAGGAACUUGAUAUUAAAUCAUCUGAAAUAGGCAAAAAACGAAAAACAUGUAACUGUCAAGCUACGAAGCAUCCCUUAUUAAUUGUGGCGCCCAAUUGUCUCAGCUGUGGGAAAAUUAUUUGUACGGCGGAGGGUGUAGGGCCUUGUACAUUCUGUGGCUCGCCUGUCCUUUCAAAGGAACAGCAAAUUGCUCUGAUUGCACAAGCAAAGAGGAAGCGUGCAGAAGAAAAAAGGGCCAAAAAUCAACCAAAACGAGUAUUAUCGACACCGCAAAAGAGUGGUAUGGCUGCCUAUGCCUCAAAACUUGGAGGAAGUAUGUUAUCGCCCUAUCAAAGUAGUGAUGAAGAUGACAUAAUGAUGCAAAAUCGAUUGAAGGCAGAGCAACAUAAAGAUAAAUUAUUAGAAUUUCAAAGAACAAGUGCUCAACGCAGUACGGUGAUUGAUCAAGCUACAGAUUUUGAGUUACCAACAGACCAAUCAAAUCCAUGGUUGACGCCACAAGAGAGGGCGUUAGCAUUGAAAAAGCAACAGGCUAAUUUGAAAAGAUUAGAACAACGUGGAAAUGCUAAUAGACAUAAAGUGAUGACUAUUGAUAUACAAACAAAGCAAGUGAAAGUUGAGGAUGCAACUCAACCAUCAUCAUCAUCAGAAGACGAAGACAAUGAAGAAAACCCAGUUGAUAUUAAGAAUAAAAGGCCUUCUAAUCCUGAAGAUACUACUUCGGCAGGAACAUAUGCCUAUAAUCCUUUAUUAAAGGGAAUCACGGCACCUAAAUUUAUUAGUAAACAAAAAGAUAAACACAAAUCUAAAGGGCGAUUAAGAAGAAAGGAGCGUGUUCAGUAUGAGUUGGAUGAUGUCAUGAAUGAUUACAUGUAUUCAACAAGUGUAGCUGACGAUGAUACAGUUGAUCUCCUUCAUGAACCUGUUGCUUGUCCAUAAUAAAUUACUGUAAUAAAAUAAAACCCCGAUAUCAAUUGCCUUUUACUUGGAAAUUUUAUAAUAAAGAUCUAUUCUUUUUUUUUUUUUGAUUGAUUGAUUGUUUGGUAAUUAUGAAUUUUGCAGCGCUU
Molecule: messenger RNA, 1641 nt
Organism: Cokeromyces recurvatus
Lineage: Eukaryota; Fungi; Mucoromycota; Mucoromycetes; Mucorales; Mucoraceae
Product: putative zinc finger motif, C2HC5-type-domain-containing protein
Exons: 3
Coding region: 20-1513 (497 amino acids)
Biological process (GO): regulation of DNA-templated transcription
Cellular component (GO): nucleus
Molecular function (GO): zinc ion binding
Source: RefSeq, a predicted model, not a curated record